This is a messenger RNA of Cephus cinctus (wheat stem sawfly), 572 nucleotides long. RefSeq lists its product as uncharacterized. Bases 171 to 497 code for a protein of 108 amino acids. Lineage: Eukaryota; Metazoa; Arthropoda; Insecta; Hymenoptera; Cephidae. The record is from RefSeq and is a predicted model, not a curated record. The transcript is spliced from 2 exons.
UUUAAGUUCACUUGCUUUAUUUUUGAAUUCUACACAAUUAAGUCGGCUACUCAGUGAAUUUUGUCAAGCACGUGCGUCUUACCUAUAACAAGUCGAUACACGCUACUGGUCAGAGUGUAGGAGGGAGUUUGGCGCGUUUGGGAGACGCGUAGAUCGAGCACAAACUUGUUAUGACAGGUCGCAGUCUCUCGGUGCGUCUAGUGCAUAUUGCACUUAACAUCUUAGUGCUUGAAAGCUCUUUCCAAAAGUUAUAUUUCCAAUUGUUUGUCAUAUUUUUCUUUACAAAAAGAGAAAUGGAUCGAAAAGCAGAGCUGAGUGUAGAGAUACGAGCAGUCAUUGUGGCAUUACACGAAGAAGGUUAUUCAACGCGAAAAAUUGCUUCUAAAUGUAAUGUUUCUCAAACUGCAAUCAUGGGAGCGUUACAAAGAAAGCGAGGUGAACCUAAACUUUUGACCGGUAGUGUAUAUUCGAAAAAGAAUUUUCCUCAGAAGAAAUGAGCUACGAAGGUUCCCAGUUACAUCAUUGUUUAUUGUGAUUGACGUUCGAUCCAGCAAGCGUAAUGAAAAGACAAU